Molecule: messenger RNA, 2391 nt
Organism: Lineus longissimus
Lineage: Eukaryota; Metazoa; Nemertea; Pilidiophora; Heteronemertea; Lineidae
Product: octopine dehydrogenase
Exons: 2
Coding region: 108-1310 (400 amino acids)
Molecular function (GO): oxidoreductase activity
Source: RefSeq, a predicted model, not a curated record
CCGCUAGGGAUUUGUCCAAGUCAAGGAGACUCGAAGGUGGAAUUUGUGAUCUGUUUUUUGCCGUUUUAUUACUGAACUGGUGUCCAGGCGCAUAACCCACUCAGAAGAUGACCAUCAAAGUUUGUGUGUGUGGAGGCGGCAAUGGUGCCCAUACCUUGUCCGGUCUCUCCGCAUCCCGGGAAGGAGUGGAGGUUCGUGUCCUCACUCUGUUUGCUGAUGAAGCAGAGCGCUGGACCAAGGCAAUGGAGGAAGCGGGUGGCCUCACUGUACUGGUGACCGAAAAAGAUGGUACAACCACUGAGAUAAAGUCAAAGCCGCAUGUUGUCACCAAAGACCCUAAGAUUGCGAUCACUGGAGCUGAUGUCAUCAUUCUGACUGUACCAGCUUUUGCACACGAGGGUUACUUUCAGGCCAUGGCGCCACAUAUCCAGGACUCUGCUCUUGUUGUUGGUCUCCCUAGCCAGGCUGGGUUUGAGUUCCAGUGUAGGGACAUCCUUGGAGCCAAAGCAGCUGCAAUCUCCAUGAUGUCCUUUGAAACUCUCCCCUGGGCAACCCGCAUCAAGGAGUUUGGUAAGAAAGUGGAGGUAAUGGGUACGAAGUCCGUACUUGCAGCGUCUUUGAUAAAAGGCACUGCAAAAACUGUGGACCCUCUGUCCACUCUACAGUUGCUGCACGGAGCUGAACCCAAAUUCCGCCUUGCUAAGCAUUUCUUAGAAAUGUUGAUCAUGAGUUACUCCUUCGUCCAUCCGGCUAUCUUGCAUGGACGAUGGAAGGACUGGGAUGGAAAACCAGUUCCGGAGGCACCAUUGUUUUAUCAGGGGAUAGAUCAGGCAGCGGCAGCCAUGCUGACGAUUUGCAGCGAUGAGUGCAAGGCAGUUGCCCAGGCAAUCAUGAAGGCUUGCCCCGACACUGACCUGAAUGACGUCAAGGAUAUAUACCAAUGGUACCUUGAGUAUUACAGAGAGGACAUUGUUAAUGACAGUGAUUUGUUUCAUGCCAUCACUACUAACAAGUCUUACAAGGGACUUGUUCACCCUGUGAAAGCAGUUGCGGGGGGUGUCGUGCCCGAUUUCAGCAACCGUUACCUUACAGAGGAUAUCCCUAUGGGUAUGAUUGUAUUCAAGGGGGUUGCUCUAGCAGCCGGUGUUCCCAUCCCCAACAAUGAUAAACUCAUCUGCUGGGCCCAGGAAAAGAUAGGCAAGGAGUAUUUAGUCAAUGGACAGUUGACUGGAAAGGAUGUGGCCUUCACCAGAUGUCCUCAGAGAUAUGGCUUCAACACAUUGAAUGCCAUCAUCACUGGUAAAAAGUAAACAUCAAAACUCAAGUUAGGAGAUAACUUUUGUUGAGAAUGAAUCACGACUCUAAGUAGUCUAGGGUUUGUGUUAUGAAUCCUAGCUGCCGGUAAAAACUUAUUGAGAUCUCGCAAUUUCAACUCAUGUUACAAUCCCAGGAAUGUUAGUUAGGUUUGUUGUAUUGAUGGCCCUCAGAAUAUAUUCACCCUUAAAAUGCAAAUCCUGGCUUUAGUUUGAUAAGGUCUGUAUUAAAGUUAUAUGUUUUACAAGUCAAAGGCAUUUCAGUUGAUGAUAUGAGCCCAAUGAUACAGUAAUUUUCAAUGUAUAAUUUGUACACAGUUCAUGUGCUGACCACAAUGCAGGGAUGCAUCUGAAAAUGGACACUCACGAUUUGUUGAUGUAGAACUCAGGAAUUCAACAAUACUAGUGAUGGCUGACUGUCCAUAAUUCCUGGUGAUGAUUUUAUUUCUGAAAUCCAAAUUGUUAAUUGUUUCUCUCAUGUGCCAGAAAAUACUACUGCUAUGUUAUGUUGUCAUAGACAAUCAUUUAGUUACUUAACAUAGAUUAUGUGUUCAACAUAUUUAAGACAACUGUUCAGUUACUGUACAAAGACAAUGUGUUCAAUAUGUUUAAGACCACUAUUUAUGAAAUAUGUCUGUGAAGAUUUUGGGUAGAUCAAAAUUUACUACAUGAACUAGUCGUGCAAAAUGUCUGUAGUUUCUUGGUAUUUCAAAUUUAACAUGUUUUAUUCCACUAUUUUUUACACCUGAAUAUCUAAUGUCAGGCUUUUGAGUUGGAAUCAAUAGUACUGUAGAUGGAGGCAAAAGCACCCCCUUUAAACCAAGCACAUUCAUCCAUUAGAAAUUCAUUUUCUAUAUUGAUUUAAUACCCUUAGAUAAGUAUUGCUUGUGCUAAGAAAUUUUGUAUGUUUUGUUAAUGUUAUUUUAUGAUACCAAAGGUGUCACGGAAAGUUGUUUUACUUCAGAGUUUUGCUUGACAUUUAAUAUAGUGUACAUGAUAACUGUAAAAUACUUGAAGCAGAUAUUUUAAAGCCAGACUUAAACAAUAUGUUAUCAUCAGAUGUUACCAUUAGAAUAAU